Neospora caninum is the source of this 1200-nucleotide messenger RNA. RefSeq lists its product as hypothetical. The record is from RefSeq and is a predicted model, not a curated record. Lineage: Eukaryota; Apicomplexa; Conoidasida; Eucoccidiorida; Sarcocystidae. The transcript has 2 exons. Bases 1 to 1200 code for a protein of 399 amino acids.
AUGGCAGAUUCUCCAGUGCAACCCAAGUCUCCGACGGCGACAGGUGGAGAAGGGCAGAACUCAAAUGCCUUCGCAUCUAUUGCCGCCGUUACGAGGGAGAUCGACCAAGUCCGUUGCUGUCAAGCCCGCAUCCCGAAGAUCUCUGUCCACCGGGAAGAUGGGAUAGUGACGUCUUCUCUCGUCUACCCUACUUUGCGUCCGUUCUAUCCGUGGUGUUUUUCGAAUGAACACCACGAAGGGCAGACACCAGCGGAUCGUAUUCGUUCGCCUCUUUCUUCCUCGAGCAGAGCGGCGGCUCCGUCUUUGGGAAGCAGCUCGGGGGCGGAAGCGACAGACUGCCUACCGGAGCCGAUCGGAAGGCUUCUCGGCGAGGCGAUUGUGGCGGCAACCGCCAGUGUCCAUGCAACUCGCCUUCGGUAUCGACCUCGAACGGGAAAGGAAGAAGAUGAACGCGAAGAUCCAGUCGUCGCAGAACACAUAUGCAACGCGUCUUCCGGGGAAAGGGAACGAGUCGAACAGUCACUCGACAGCUUGUUGAAAACAAACGACUGCACCGUUGACGACUCCGCCUGCAGCGACGAGGGCGGCGACCGGGAAGGCUCGAGCAGUGGACUGACGUGUGGAGCUGCGGGUGAUGACGCGCCAACACAAAGGCCGUUUUUGGUUCUUCUGGGGGGGCCUUCGGGAACCGGCAAGAGCACGCUCGCGCCUCUUGUUGCUCAUCUUUUGAUGAAGAAGUUCAGGCGUCGUAGUGCUGCUUCUUUGCCAGGUGAACAGCGUUGCAAAGAUGAGGUUUGUCCUUCGGAAGACGCCUCCGCUGACGGAUGCUCCGCUCCCAGCGACAUCGGGUUGGAGGACGGCUGCGUGGUUGUGUCUUCUGACCACACGAGGAAAAUUAUACGAGCCCUCAGCGAGUCGCGGAGUGCCCUUCUUUUUCACAGCACCUACGAGCUUCAAGCUGUUGUGCAGCAACAGUUGGCGAGUCUAAGAGAGGGGCAAUAUUCUGCGAAGGAAGGAGACAGCAGGUGUCGUGGUGCGAAAAGUUCCGACGCCUCAAGCGGAGACACUGAGGAGACGGAGCAGGAGACAGCCGAGUGUCCAGGCACUGCCCGUAGCAGCAAAGCAGAUUUACCUGUGCCUCGCAGCACAAAGUUCAGCGGCUGGAUUACCUCCAGCUGGAUCAGAACAGCAGGCGAUUGA